Messenger RNA from Lottia gigantea (owl limpet), 840 nucleotides. RefSeq lists its product as hypothetical. The transcript has 2 exons. Lineage: Eukaryota; Metazoa; Mollusca; Gastropoda; Lottiidae. Bases 1 to 840 code for a protein of 279 amino acids. The record is from RefSeq and is a predicted model, not a curated record.
AUGAACAUAGAUAUAACAAAAGAAUUUCACGAUUUCAUCAACAGUUUUCAAAAAUCAAACAGAAAAGGAGUUAUGACAUCUGCUAGAAUCACUGAAUUCAAUAAGAAAUUUAAUACUUAUUUUCAAAUUUAUAUGCCUCAAAAUAGACCAAAGAAAGUAUCCGAGGAAUUAGAUUGGGUAUUGUACUUACAUAAAUCACAUUUCUGUCUCAUAAGAAGAAAUAAGAAAAGCUUAGGUAUUACAGAAAUAGAAGAUAAUUACGAUGAAAACGAAUGGAGAACUUGUAGAGAUGAUAAUGCAGUAACACAAGUUUCACCUCUAAAACUAAAUGUUUUUCCAACAAUUCAUGAUGAUUGUUUAUACGCAUGGGAUUACGAAACUUGCAGCGAAAAAGAAACGAAUAAAGCAAUUCCUUAUUCCUGCACUUUAGUUAAUUUGGAAAAACUAAGAAAAAUGUUGGAUGAUGUAAAUCAUCUCUUUCCAGAUUUAAAACCAACUGAUCCCAUUCCAGAAGAAUUUUACAAUAAACUAAUGAAUAUAGUAAGAAUAUUUGUAGGAACAGAUUGUAUCGAUCAAAUGUUGCAACGAUUAGGAGAAGGUUGGUAUUAUUUGUAUCAUUACCAUAAAGAAAUGGUUGAAGAAUGGUAUGAAACUACUAGAAUGGUUCCAAAACUUACUGAAAAAGAAAAUAUAGAAAAAGUUUACUCACACACUCAUCCUUUUACAAGACAUUUUAUCAGACAAUCCAUUAAAGGAGGAAGAGUUUCUACUGACAGAAAAUCAUUUACAACAGUUAAAAUGGAUGAAAUUCGUAAUGUAUUACAUAGAACUCGAGAGUAG